AUGACUCUUCCUUUCUUCGAAAAAAAUGACGCCAUAGAAGCAUUUCAGCGAGAAAAUUCGACAGCUGCACGACUUCUCAAGAACAUAGGAUCCCCAAAUAAAUACUCCACAUGUUCUAAUCAAUUUCAAUUCAUUACAAACAAUACAACACUGCAACUACAAAGCGAAAUCAUGAAAAUUUCUGCCUUAUUCUCAUUACUAGCAUUCGCCUUCAUCGGUGUACAAUCAAUACCAUUACGACAUGAAGAAAAUCUUUCUAACCAUUUCGGUUUACCAAAUGAAAUCGAAUCAUUUUUGGGCUCAUUGAAUGCACAACAACGUAGUUGGUGGACCAGCAUUCGUGAUAACGUCGUUAAUCCAGUUCUUGCCGGCGCUGCAAUAGUAGGUGCGAGUGCCAUCCAUCCAUCACUUGGAACAGCAACUGCUAUUGGUUUAGGCAAACUCGUUAAUCCAGUUCUUGCCGGCGCUGCAAUAGUAGGUGCGAGUGCCAUCCAUCCAUCACUUGGAACAGCAACUGCUAUUGGUUUAGGCAAACGUGAAUUGAAUACUGAAGUUGAAAAUGAAAUCGAAUCGUUUUUGGGCUCAUUGAAUGCACAACAACGUAGUUGGUGGACCAGUAUUCGUGAUAAAGUCGUUAAUCCAGUUCUUGCCGGCGCUGCAAUAGUAGGUGCGAGUGCCAUCCAUCCAUCACUUGGAACAGCAACUGCAAUUGGUUUAGGUAAACGUGAAUUAGACGGUGGUUUUGUCAGUGUGGUUAGUUAG
Molecule: messenger RNA, 762 nt
Organism: Adineta ricciae
Lineage: Eukaryota; Metazoa; Rotifera; Eurotatoria; Adinetida; Adinetidae
Source: the annotation of a GenBank genome assembly